GCACUGGAGGAGGGGUGGGGGGCCUGGGUGGACCGCAGACACAGUUGCGCGCACCAGAAUACCCCCUCCACGUGGUUUUCAGAGGGCGCCAACUCCGCCCCCGCCCCGCCCCCUGUCCGCCUUUUUUCCCGGGUCCUGCAGUCCACGCUGGGCAGUGCAAACCCUGAGGACCAUGGAGGCAGCGGGGAGCGGUGCGGCCUUCUUCAAGAGAGGCAGCCUCUUCUGGUUCGCAGUGAUCACGGUGGCCUUCGGUUACUACACGUGGGUAGCCUUCUGGCCUCAGAGCAUCCCCUGUCAGAAACUUGGACCUCUCGGGCUCUUUACUCAGUACUUGGUGGAUAACCAUCUAGUACUCAUUCGUAACAUGUAUUGGUUUGCCUGGUUGAUUCAUGUGGGAGAAGCCAUAUAUGCUCUGAUACUGUGCAGUAAAAAGGGUAUCACAGAUGGCUGGGCUCGACUGUUAUGGUUCCUGCAAACAUUCCUCUUUGGGAUUGCUUCUCUCUCUGUCUUACUUGCAUAUAAACCUUACCAUCACAAAAAAAAGUAAAGAAGAAAUUAAAGGAG
Molecule: messenger RNA, 564 nt
Organism: Phascolarctos cinereus (koala)
Lineage: Eukaryota; Metazoa; Chordata; Mammalia; Diprotodontia; Phascolarctidae
Gene: TMEM254
Product: transmembrane protein 254
Source: RefSeq, a predicted model, not a curated record